AUGGAGCAAUGGCAGGCGUACAGCGACGCUGCCAAUGCCGUCGGCCAGAGACGAUACAAUGGUAGCAGCCAAAUGACCCCGCGAGACUACAACACCAGCGCCCAGGGCCCGGCGCAACCCCCCGCUGGGUACAAAUACGAACAGUACCAGGGCGGGUUGAACCCAUCGUCGGCGACGUCGCCCAUUACGAGCCCUCAACUACGCGAUGGAAAUGGCGACGUCCAAAUGCAUGACGCCCACGAUUCCUAUGCCGGCAUGAACUCGACCGCCACUUAUCCCAUGAGGCCCCUUCAUCAACACCAUCUCUCGGGUGGCAGAGCCGCAAAUCUCCAGCAAGAGACCUCUGCCGCAGCGCAGCGAUACUCACCCAUGGAAGUGCUUUCUCCAACAUCUCCAUACGGGCCCAAGUCCGCCUCGCAGUUUUCGCAACAGCCCGCGCAACGACAGUCGCCCACUCGGCCGUCCGAGUACACGGCGCAGAGCUCUUACUAUGCGCCCCGACAAGGAGCUCCCCAACUGCCACCGAUCAAUUCCUACCAGUCGGGACAGGACAGCUACUCGCCCUCGACCAUGACCCCCAUGGACUCGUCAUAUGCUGACCCAAAGUCCCCGAAGCGGGUUCCGCCGCAAUCGAACAGCGUGCCGUUGAAUGACAAAGGCCCUGUGCCAGAAUUCAAGAGGAUUCGAGCCCCGACAGAUUUGAGACCCAAGGUCAACGAUCAGCCUGCCUUCCGACGAGCUAAUCCCGAAGGUGGCUUCAUCAGCCCGCUUCAAGCGCUCACGGUUCAUCUCCCCGCUACCUACCGUAUCUGCAACCCUGGUUUUAAGUACGAGUCGUCACGCAACCCUCGCCGAGUCCUGACGAAGCCGAGCAAGGGAGUCAAGAAUGACGGCUACGAUAACGAAGAUAGCGACUACAUCCUCUACGUUAACGAUAUUCUUGGCUCCGAGGAGGCUGGUCACAAGAACCGCUAUUUGAUCCUUGACGUCCUCGGCCAGGGAACAUUCGGCCAGGUCGUCAAGUGCCAAAACCUCAAAACGCAGGAGGUGGUUGCGGUCAAGGUGAUCAAAAACCGCACAGCCUACUUCAAUCAGAGUAUGAUGGAAGUGUCCGUUUUGGAUCUGCUCAAUAGCAAAUUGGACAAAAAUGACGACCAUCAUCUCCUGCGGCUUAAGGACACCUUCAUUCACAGACAACACCUAUGCUUGGUCUUUGAGCUGCUGAGUGUGAAUCUCUAUGAGCUGAUCAAACAGAACCAGUUCCGGGGUCUAAGCACAACCCUGGUCCGCGUGUUUGCCCAACAGCUGCUCAACGGCUUGGCCCUGUUGAACAAGGCAAGGCUGAUCCACUGCGAUCUGAAACCCGAAAACAUCCUUCUCAAGAACCUCGAAAGCCCGAUAAUCAAGAUCAUCGACUUCGGGUCCGCAUGCGACGAGCGGCAGACUGUAUAUACGUACAUCCAAUCCAGAUUCUACCGGUCGCCCGAAGUGUUACUCGGCUUGCCAUACUCCUCUGCCAUCGACAUGUGGUCGCUGGGCUGCAUCGUGGUCGAGCUGUUCCUGGGUCUCCCCUUAUUCCCCGGUUCUUCCGAGUACAACCAGGUUGCAAGAAUUGUCGAAAUGCUCGGCAACCCCCCGAAUUGGAUGAUUGAGAUGGGCAAGCAAGCUGGAGACUUCUUCGAAAGGAGGCAAGAUGAGUUUGGAAGACGGACCUACGUCCUGAAGAGUAUGGAGCAGUACUCGAGAGAGCGCGGCACGAAAGAGCAGCCGAGCAAGAAGUACUUUCAGGCCAACACAUUACCGGAGAUCAUCAAGUCGUACCCGAUGCCCCGGAAAAACAUGAAGCAGUCGGAGAUUGACAGAGAGAUGAACAACCGCAUCGCAUUCAUCGACUUCGUCAGGGGUCUGCUGACUAUCAAUCCGCUCGAAAGAUGGUCGCCGCAACAGGCGAAGCUGCAUCCUUUCAUCACGCAACAAAAGUUUACGGGACAAUUUGUACCGCCGAUGAACCUCAAGUCGAGCUCGCUAAACCGGUCCCCAGCACCCGGUACUCAGCAGCAGUUGCAGGCUGAAGCAUUGAGCAAACAACGAGCGCAAGCUGCGCAAGCACAAGCCCAGGCCCAGGCACAGGCACAGGCAAACGCUGCGGGCCAAGGGGCCUAUGGCUCCAUGGUCCCCGGUCAAUACCAGCAACAGGGCCACACGCAACCGCAAUCCAUGUAUGCAAACAACAGCUUGUACUCACCCGGCGCACACUCAGGCGCCCCGCCCCCAUACUCCGGCCAGCCGAGCGGAUAUGGCCAGAUGGGCAUGUCACCAGGCCAAGUCCAGAUGCCGCCCGCCAAUUACACGGCAGGUAUUCCGCAAUCCAACAUGUACUCGCAGCAAGGACGAGCAAGGCCGCGUGCUUCAACAAUGGAGCAGCAACAAAGCGGAAUCCCACCCGCGAUCCAGAGGGUCGCCAGCCACCUCGACCCCACACAGCCCAUUCGGCUUCAGCCUAGUCCUGCCUAUUACCCGCCACCUCCUGAGGGUAUGGCCAACAUGGACCACCAGACUCCGGGGAGGGCUGUAAGGAGAGGGAGCCGAGCGCAGCAAACUGGGCGUGGUAACCGCGACUUUAUCCGAAACCUGGAGGAGCGGACGCUGGAAGAAGGAUUCAUGAGCAGCGGCCAGUCACAGUGGCAUUGA
Messenger RNA from Canariomyces notabilis, 2691 nucleotides. RefSeq names its product kinase-like protein. NCBI's taxonomy places the organism in Eukaryota, Fungi, Ascomycota, Sordariomycetes, Sordariales, Chaetomiaceae. Gene Ontology annotation, cellular component: nucleus; cytoplasm. Gene Ontology annotation, biological process: peptidyl-threonine phosphorylation; peptidyl-serine phosphorylation. The transcript has 5 exons. Bases 1 to 2691 code for a protein of 896 amino acids. Gene Ontology annotation, molecular function: ATP binding; protein serine/threonine kinase activity; protein tyrosine kinase activity. The record is from RefSeq and is a predicted model, not a curated record.